This is a messenger RNA of Trichomonas vaginalis G3, 1227 nucleotides long. RefSeq lists its product as uncharacterized. The transcript has a single exon. Lineage: Eukaryota; Parabasalia; Trichomonadida; Trichomonadidae. The record is from RefSeq and is a predicted model, not a curated record. The coding region runs from base 1 to 1227 and encodes 408 amino acids.
AUGAGUGAAUUCUUUUCAGUAAAUUCUACGACCGCAAGUGAUGAAACAGAUCCAAUGAGACUUGAAUUAGAUCGCGUGAAAGCUAAAGCUGCACAAGAGCAUGCAAAAAUUAAAGCAUUAAAGAAGCAAGUUUCCGAUUUAACAUUAAAAAAUCAGCUUUUAGAAGAAGAAAAUAAAUUAUUACAAGCAACUAGAGUUGUUCCGCCUCAAAAGCCACAAGAAACUGUUAAAAUGAUUCCUCAAACAAAAGUUACCGAAGUUUUACUUGGUUUCGAUCAACUGAUUGAACAAAAUAGUAAGGAAAUUAACAAGCUCAUGAAUGAUAGAGAUCGAUUAUCUUCAGUAUGUUUUAAUUCUAUAUCAUUAAUUUCUUCUCAAGAAAUUAUUAUCAAAAAAUUUAAAUCUGCAACACAAAAACUACUUAGAUUUGUUAACCAUUAUGGAGAAACCUAUGAAUCAAUUGUGCGUGACUUCAGAUCCCUUGGAAUUGAUGUUUCUUCAGACUUAAAUUCAAUAAAUCGUACCUAUCAAGUUAAUACAAUCAUUAAUAAUGUCUCUCUCGAUAAUAAAAAGAAGGUUGAUUCUAGUGAGAUUCAACAAAUCUUGCAAUUACUUCCAAAAACAAAUAUGAAUGAUGCUUCUCUUAAAACUGUAACUCAAUAUCUAUAUCAGCAGAUUGAUGCCGAAAAAGAAUAUAAAAACACUAUAGAGGAAUUAAGUAAUCAAAAGAAGCAAGUAGAGGUCGAUUACAAUACAUUAUUAGCAAAACUUUGCACAAACCAAACAAAAAAGGUGAACUUAAAGCAUGCAAUGGAACAGAUAGAUAUCUACAAUCAGAGAAGUAAACAAGCUUCAAAUCUUGAAAAUCUUGUUUCAAAUUUAGUCGAUACAUUUGCUUCAUUCGGGGACAGAUUUGACAAUGAUCCUGACAUUCAACGCUGCUUAAGUCGGAUUCGAUUUUGGCUUCAGGGUUCACCAGCAGAAAUUAACAUAGUUCAAGAAAUAGAUUUCCUACUUGGAAUGUGUUUAACAGAAAAGAAAGUCCAAAAGGUUUCGAAUACACACGCGUACAAUGACGAUUCCUCUUGUUCAUUCAAAGAUCACAGGUAUAAAAAGUGUUGCUAUGAAAGGAAUAUGAUUCGUCAGGUGAAGGAGUUAAAGGAAUCAGUUAUUGAUAUGAAAGACAGACUUGAAGAUGUUAACCGAAGAAAAUGCAGACGUUAUUAA